Molecule: messenger RNA, 1689 nt
Organism: Dufourea novaeangliae
Lineage: Eukaryota; Metazoa; Arthropoda; Insecta; Hymenoptera; Halictidae
Exons: 1
Coding region: 1-1689 (562 amino acids)
Molecular function (GO): RNA-DNA hybrid ribonuclease activity; nucleic acid binding
Source: RefSeq, a predicted model, not a curated record
AUGUGGAUAACCAACAUGCUGACCAAAAGAAGGUUAGUGGCAACCAGAGGGGGCCAUUCGGUUUCAGGUUACGUGAACAGAGGAUGCCCGCAAGGUGGGAUAUUAUCCCCACUGCUGUGGUGCCUGGCGGUGAACUCACUGUUACACGCGCUAGAAGGUUGUGGAGUAACCAUAUCAGCAUACGCGGACGACGUAGUGUUUCUGGCUACCAGCGGCGAUAUCCAGGAGGCUUACGAUAAAGCACAGGAGGCAUUGGAGAUCCUGAAGAUAUGGUGCGAUAGUACGGGCCUAUCGGUCAACCCGGACAAGUUGGAAGUGGUGCGCUUUACAAAGCGUAUAAAGAUACCGGCAACAGAACCUCUGAUAUACGAAGGUAAAGAUCUAAAAUUAGUAGACGAAGUGAAAUUUCUAGGAGUCCUAUUCACUAAGAAGCUACUAUGGAGAAGGCACGUGUUCAACAAAGUAACGUGCGGAAAAAACAACUUGUAUAUGGUGAGUAGAGCAAUAGGCGGAACAUGGGGUUUCUCCCCCCGCAUCACAAACUGGAUCUAUAAAUCCAUAGUGGUGCCAAGGGUGACGCAUGGGGCCAUUGCCUGGUGGCAGGCGGCAAAAAUGACCACUGUGAGAAAUAAACUAAAUAGUCUCCAGGGGCUAGCACUCAGAAGAGCCCUGGGUUCGUUAAGUACCACUCUAUUGAGAGCAAUGGAGGUACUAACGAACACAACUCCGUUGGACACGGUAAUCGUAGACAUUGCAGUUAGAACGGCGCACAGGCUGAAAUGCUGGAAUAGCUGGACGGGAAACAGCUAUGGAUACGCAUCGAUAAUUCAAAGCGAAGCGGACGUGGAGAUGAACAACUGGAUAAGCAUGGACCAAGACAGAUGCGCCCCUAGCAUGGUGCCGCAGCAACUUUUUCAGGUAAUAAUUCCUACCAGGGAACAAUGGAGAGAAAAUGAGGUACUUACGGGGGAUCAUAUCGAUUGGUACACCGACGGAUCGGGUAGGAACGAUCUGGCAGGAGCCGGAUGGACGAACGGGACCACGGAAAGACAUUACGCGAGCCUGGGGAGGAACGUAACAGUCUUCCAGGCGGAGGCAUACGCGAUAAUAAAGUGCGUGCAACUACUCAUGGACAAAGGUACGAAACAAAAAGUAAUACGUAUCUUUACGGACAGCCAGGCGGUGUUGCUGAGCGUACAAAGGCUCAUGCACACAUCAGUGACGGCCAAGAGAUGCAAGGAGCACCUCAACGAACUGGCAUCCAGGGGCAACAAGGUGAUGCUGUGCUGGGUGCCAGGUCAUAAAGGCAUUUCAGGGAACGAGCUAGCGGAUAAGCUGGCGAAUUUGGGAUCAAGAAGAGCCCCGCCGGAGGGAGUACCCAGACAGGUGCCGCUAGCGGAAGCGGUAUUCGCCCUCAGUAGGAGAAAAUGGCGCGAGGGCCAGAGAAAAAGGAAGUGGGACUCGGCAGAGGGAUGCAGAGUGGCAAAGAAGCUGAUUGGACCGGACCCAAUCUACAAGAACUGGAGGGAACUGAUGGACCUUCCACGCGAGGACACGAGAAGAGUGGCGGGACUCCUGACGGGACACGCCAUUCUCAUCAUCACCAUUUGGCGCGGAUGGGAGAACUACACGAGGAGCGAUGUGAAUUCUGCGACGAGGACAUGGCCGAAUCGGCAGAGCAUAUACUGA